Messenger RNA from Cephus cinctus (wheat stem sawfly), 2103 nucleotides. Its product is annotated as bis(5'-adenosyl)-triphosphatase enpp4. Bases 238 to 1695 code for a protein of 485 amino acids. Lineage: Eukaryota; Metazoa; Arthropoda; Insecta; Hymenoptera; Cephidae. The transcript has 8 exons. The record is from RefSeq and is a predicted model, not a curated record.
GAAAGGAAAUACGUCUGGUAAUGUCUCCGAUUAUUCCUAAGGUUCGCUAGUAUCUUCUAGUAUCGUCUUGGCGGUGCAAAUUGACGGUCGGGUCUCGUGAUAGUGAUUCGCUCACCGAUGAUACUCUUGUACGACUUUCUAAUAUGACAUUCAUUGUCACAUGCGGAUCAGGGUGCAGUUCGAAUCGUGGAAGUUGUUCGUUUAUUAACUAGGCUAAUUUAAAAAAAUAAAUUAAUUAUGGAUGUCAUAGUCCGGAUUCUUGGCAUCGCGCUUAUCAUUUUUAAUUCGAAGGUCGUGCUAAUACUUUCGCAACAUCCAAAACUCUUAGUAAUAUCAUAUGAUGCAUUUAGAUAUGACUAUUUUAACAAGAAUGUCACACCGUUUAUGAACAAGUUGAGGAAUGAAAGUGCAUACGCAGAUUACAUGAUGAAUAUUUUUAUUACUAAAACGUUUCCUAACCAUCAUACCAUGGCUACAGGGUUGUAUGCUGAAACUCAUGGUGUCACAGAUAAUGAAGCAUAUGAUCCUGAUGAUGGGAAUGUUAUACCAUAUUCAUAUGAAUUAUUUCACUACAAUAAAAAUUUAUUACCUAUUUGGACAAUUAACGAAAAGGCUGCAAAAGGGAGGCAUAGUGGGACAAUGAUGUGGCCAGGUAGCGCAUUUGAAUAUCAAAACACAACACCUAAAUAUGCUCAGGUAUUCAAUGAAACUAUUCCAUUCGAAAAUAGAGUGGAUACAUUAUUAUCUUGGUUCAAGCAUCCAAAUACUCCAAUAAAUUUUGGAGUUUUGUACAUAGAAGAGCCUGACGCAACGGGACAUGCGAUAGGAAUAAAUGGACCAGUUUUCAAUAAUGUUCUUGAAAAAUUGGAUAACCUUACAAGAUAUAUUCAUAGAAAAUUGGAUGAGUAUCAUUUGAAUGAUGUUAAUGUAAUUCAUUUAAGUGAUCAUGGAAUGGCAAAUGUUGCUAUGGAUAGAAUUAUUAACUUGACAAACUACGUCAACUAUAGUGACUUUAAGAUGGCAGGCACAGCAUCUGGGAUGCAGAUAUUUCCUAAUCCUGGAAAGUACGAUUCCGUUUAUCGGGGUUUGUUGCAAGCGGUACAUGAUAUUCCGCACUUUAGAGUAUACAAAAAGGAAGAAAUACCUAAGAAAUAUCAUUAUGGAAAUAACACACGAAUAGGACCUUUAUUUGUUAUAGCUGACGUAGGUUAUGCAUUCGAGAAAUUAUAUAAUGCAAUUCCGUUUUACGAAGAUAAGUUCAACUUUAUAGCUACUAAUGCAAGUGAAUUUGGCAUGCAUGGCUAUGAUAACGAAGAUGAGGAAAUGCAUCCCAUGUUUUUUGCAAUGGGACCUGCAUUUGUACCUCGAUGCAAACUUGAACCGUUUGAUAAUGUCGAUUUAGUUCCAUUGUUUUGUGAAAUUCUUGAAUUAAACUGUCCACGUAACAAUGGUACGCUGGGUAAAUUGACAAAAUGUUUGACAAAAUAUGCUAAUAAUAAAGACGGUGCUUCAUCAUCAGUAGUAAUGAUUACAGGAAUCGGGAUUUUAAUAACUAUCACUGCUAUUGCUGGUCUGGUUUCUAUGAUCCUUAUAAGGAGAAGACAAAAGAAUGUUAAGGCCAAGUAUAGGAGAAUACCUAAAGAUUCUGAUUUGGAAAGAUUUUUCGAUGGGAUCCAGGAUCAUGAGAAUGUUUAAUGUUAAAGAAUAAAUAUUUAAAUAAUUUCAUAUACCAAUGGCUGUGAGUUAUGUUGUUUAGCAUAGGUUUCUUUUUGAGUAUAAACUAUGGUCAUCCCGUAACAUCAUAUUGUUCUUCAAAUAUAAUACUGAUCUAAAGAUCAAUUGAUAGUCAUAACAAGAGCUUUCAAUUCUAAACUUAACAUUAUUUGACCAGUGGUAUCCAAGUCCUUUUAUUUAACUUGCGCAUUAAAUCUGGUAUGGAGAAACAAAUGUAUUAUUAAUAUAUAAUUAAUUUCUCUUUUAUUUUAUCUUUUGAUUAUUAAUGAAUAAUAUGACACUGUGAAGCAUAGAUAUGAUAAUGAUUAACUAGACUCAUAGGAGGAUUGUGAUUUACAUUUAUCAAUAUAGCCAUGAAUUUUUGCAUCA